GUGUGUGUGUGUGUGUGUGUGUGAGAGAUACCAACAGGGUCUAACCGACUGUUCGGUGAGCUGAUGACCUGGAAAGGAGGAGGUUGAUGCUACAGCCGUUCCUGAACUCGCCCACAGGGCACUAGACUGUACCUGCAGCAGCUUUCAACACAGCAUGUGUUUGUUGUAGACUAGGCUAUACUCACCACCCUGGUGUUGAGAAAAGAUUUGGUUAAAAGGGAUUUACAUUCGCUAUCCUCCUCUUCCUCACUGAUGAUUAUUGGGUAUCUCUUCCUCUCUCUCCUCAGUACUGCAAUAAUGUGAAGGAGCAGCGGAUGAAUGGCCUACUGCCUGAGCCUCUCCAGAUAUUUCCUCGAGCCGGCAAGACUCCAGGGAUCCGGAACAUACACAGCCUGAAGGUGAACACAAGGCCCAAUGACUGCUCCCCCGCCGCCAUCGGCUCUAUGCCCAACAAUAGUCCCAGUCUAAAGAAGUCCUCCGCAGAGCUAAAGAAGAUUUUGACUAAUGGACAGAUCAAUGGCCAAGACAUACAAUACCAGGAGCAGCUUGGCCAUGGAAACGGAGGGACCGUGUACAAAGCGUACCAUCUUCUGGGCAACAGAGUGUUGGCGGUGAAGGUCAUUCCUCUGGAUAUCACAGUGGAGCUACAGAAACAGAUCAUGUCCGAGUUGGAGAUCCUCUACAAGUGUGAUUCCUCCUACAUCAUAACCUUCUACAGUGCCUUCUUUGUGGAGAACAGGAUCUCCAUAUGCACAGAAUAUAUGGAUGGUGAGUGCUGA
Oncorhynchus gorbuscha (pink salmon) is the source of this 779-nucleotide messenger RNA. Its product is annotated as dual specificity mitogen-activated protein kinase kinase 5-like. Gene Ontology annotation, molecular function: MAP kinase kinase activity; ATP binding. The coding region runs from base 315 to 779 and encodes 154 amino acids. The transcript has 8 exons. NCBI's taxonomy places the organism in Eukaryota, Metazoa, Chordata, Actinopteri, Salmoniformes, Salmonidae. Gene Ontology annotation, biological process: MAPK cascade; protein phosphorylation. The record is from RefSeq and is a predicted model, not a curated record.